AGUAUUUUUAGAUCAAUGAAUCAUAUGACAGUUGAGACUGGUACUAUAACCUUGCUUUUAAUCUGUGAUUGGUUGAGUUGUAUAAGUUAAGUAAAAAAAUACGCUUUGAAAUAAUUCCAAUGCAGUGAAAACGCAAGCGCGAGUAAAAUAACCUACGUUUCAUGUUAUAUCAAACCGAAUAUUUUCUCGUUCGCCGUUACUAGUUUUACUAGUAUUUAAAGAGAUAUUCGAUGUACUAAUGUUAUCCAGCAAUAUUAUACCGAAAUUAAAUCUAUAUAUGUACUAAUAAGUGAAAAAGAAUCGUGUCGGUGCCGCUUACGCUGGAAAUAAGUUAUUAAAUAAAAUGAAAGAAUAUAUUCAGGUAACGUUACCUAAUUAUUCUUAUAUGUUUAAUUUCGAAUCUGAUUUCAUUCAUCAAAAAACUCGAACAUGGAUGCAAGACAACUGGACUUCGGGAUUUUAUUACGUCGGGAUUUACAUGGUUCUUAUAUUCGGAGGACAAUACCUAAUGCAGAACCGACCUAGAUUCGAAUUGAGAGGAAUUUUGGUUGUAUGGAACACGAUUUUGGCGACUUUCAGUAUUAUGGGUGCCUGUAGAACGGUACCGGAAUUCAUUCACACGUUAACACACCACGGUUUGUACCAUUCCGUAUGCAUUCCUUCUUUUAUCGAACAGGAUAAAGUAUCCGGGUUUUGGACUUGGAUGUUCGUGCUUAGUAAGUUACCUGAAUUAGGAGAUACUAUAUUUAUAGUAUUAAGAAAACAGCCUCUGAUAUUUCUGCAUUGGUAUCAUCACAUAACUGUGCUGUUGUAUUCUUGGUUUAGUUAUACUGAAUACACGGCUAGUGCUAGAUGGUUUAUUGUUAUGAAUUAUUGUGUUCAUUCGAUUAUGUACACUUAUUAUGCUCUAAAAGCAAUGAGAUACAGUCCUCCCAGACAAAUUGCCAUGCUUAUCACCUCUUUACAAUUACUACAAAUGAUAGUUGGUUGUGCUGUUAAUUUAUGGGCUAGACAAUUACUUCAACAACAAGCGGAAUGUCAUAUAACUCCAUUUAACAUUAAAUUGUCAAUUUCCAUGUAUUUUAGUUAUUUCGUUUUGUUCGCUAGAUUCUUUUUUAAAGCAUACAUGUCUGGUAAUAGGAAAUCUAAAACAAUGAGCGCUCCCGUUUCUGAAGAUUAUCCUUUAUUAAAAUCAAAAGUGCAGUAAAUUCUCACAUUCCUUGAAUAGAAGAUAUUUAUAGGCUUCGGUAAAUGUAUAGUAAUAUUAUUUAAAUUAUAUUAUAAGCUCUCUUUAAAUGAAUAUUUAAAGAAUUUGUUAUUCGCUUUGAAACUAAAUUAUUUAUUAUACUAAAAGUAAUUGUUUAAGUAGAACUAAUUUAGUGUGUAAAAAAAUUGUUAUUUAUUGAAAACCACAAAAUACAUGAAAAUUUACAAGAACUAAAGUUUAAAAUUUCAAUUAUACAAGGUGUGAUUAAAAAGUACAAUUAAUUUCCUUCAAAACACUACAUUUUGAUAAUAAUACAGUUUUUUUAAUGUUGAAUCCAAGUUUUUGAUUUGAUCAUUUCAAAGUGGUCUGCUAUUUUAUAGCCUUUUAUUCUGUCCGGAAUGUUUUUUAAGCUCAUUUCCAUUUUCCAUAUUUUUUUUACCAUAUGGACAAACAAGUACACAUUAGGUCCAGAAACUCAAGAAUCAAUACCAAAUUAUGGUAUAGUAUGUUUAUGUUGUGGAAGAAUUUAUUUUGCAUUUCUUUCAGGUAUUUUUCCUCUUACAUCCUUCUAGUACACCAAUUGUAGGUUUAAACAACGUUUCCUACAAAUUUUUUUAUAUUUAUAGUACAUUUCUUCCUUAUUUAACUCAUUUCUAUCCUUAAAACGCUCUUACCACUAGUAAAUAGUCUUCAAAGUUGCUACAUAAUCUCUACUGAUAUAUUUAAUCAUUUCAUGAGCUUCUUUGGUACAGUUUUUCAAUUUAAAACGAAAAUAUAACAUUCUUAGCUAUAGUAGCUCUAAGGGGCUCAAAUUUAUUGUUAGUUGUCUUCCCGAUUAAGAAUAUAAGACAUACUAGUUGAUACAGUAUAUUUAUUAGCAUAUGCACGUACAGGUACAAUCAAUACCAAAUUAUGGUAUAGUAUGUUUUUAUGUUGAAAAAGAAUCUACUUUUACAUGUUUUCCAGUUAUUUUUCAUCUUACAUUGUUACCACUUGUAAUUAGUCUUCAAAGCUGCUACAUCAUCACUACAGAUAUAUUCAAACAUUUCAUGAGCUUCUUUGGUAUGGCUCUUCAAGUUAAAACGAAAAUUUUACAUUCAUAGUUAUAGUAACAGACUGACAAGCUCUAAGGGGCUCAAAUUUAUUGCUAGUUAUCUCACCCUAUAAGUAUAUAAGAUGUACUAUUUGAAACGCAAAGGUAGCGGCUAGAAAAAUUAAUUCAUGAUAUUUUUUGAUUAUACCUCGUAUAUAUUUAUGGUAUAAGCUCAAAUUAGUAUGUCGUCCGUACAAUAACGUUUAAUAACAAACAUUGUAAUAUAUUUAGUUAAAAUUUUUUGUUUAAUUUUAUGCACCUGGCUGUAUUUUUUUUUGUUAUCUAUUCUCUGUAAUAAACAAAGUUCUAAACUAAAAUGUUUGUUUCAAGUAUAUCCCUAAUUAUUUCAUAAAUAUUUUUAAUAUUAUUUCUAAUUUAGCAGUUAAAAUAAACAGUUAUUAUGCUAAUGAUAUGAUUUGAAAACAUCUGGACUAAUUCAAGGACAAGUUUUUAUCAUAAAUGUCUAAAAAUGAAACUAUUCCUACCAAGGUACCAACUAUUUUAUUCUGAUAUAUUAAUCAAAAUUAUUUUUUUAAU
Messenger RNA from Diorhabda sublineata, 2837 nucleotides. RefSeq names its product elongation of very long chain fatty acids protein 6 (gene Baldspot). Gene Ontology annotation, molecular function: fatty acid elongase activity. Bases 344 to 1207 code for a protein of 287 amino acids. Gene Ontology annotation, cellular component: endoplasmic reticulum membrane. NCBI's taxonomy places the organism in Eukaryota, Metazoa, Arthropoda, Insecta, Coleoptera, Chrysomelidae. The record is from RefSeq and is a predicted model, not a curated record. Gene Ontology annotation, biological process: fatty acid elongation, polyunsaturated fatty acid; very long-chain fatty acid biosynthetic process; fatty acid elongation, saturated fatty acid. The transcript has a single exon.